Osmerus eperlanus (European smelt) is the source of this 1026-nucleotide messenger RNA. It is a transcript of the gene crybb3, whose product is annotated as crystallin, beta B3. The coding region runs from base 156 to 881 and encodes 241 amino acids. Gene Ontology annotation, biological process: visual perception; lens development in camera-type eye. The record is from RefSeq and is a predicted model, not a curated record. Gene Ontology annotation, molecular function: structural constituent of eye lens. Lineage: Eukaryota; Metazoa; Chordata; Actinopteri; Osmeriformes; Osmeridae. The transcript is spliced from 6 exons.
CUUUUCUGCUGUUGUGGCCAGAAAUAAACCAUAAAUACCCCCCUUCCUCCGCUCUUCAAUGGCUCACCCCACCAAACACCAAGUGGCAUCAAAACAGGAGAACACUACCAUCAACACAGAAGACUUAUCCAGAAUACACACAGUGAACCAGUAGCAUGUCGGAGCAGCAAGGCGCACCUGAGCAGCUGGCUGCAGGGAAGAGCCAGGGUGGAGCAGGAGCCAUUUACAAGGUGGUGCUGUUUGAGUUUGAGAAUUUCCAGGGCCAAAAGGCAGAGUUUUCUGCCGAGUGUAAAGAUGUGUCAGAGAAGGGCCUUGAGAAGGUUGGCUCUUUGCUGGUUGAGUCUGGGCCAUGGGUGGGCUAUGACCGCCAGGGGUUUACAGGCGAGCAGUUUAUCCUGGAGAAGGGCGAGUAUCCACGCUGGGACACCUGGACCAACAGCCAGUACAGCUACUCCUUCUGGUCCAUGCGGCCCCUCAAAGUGGACGGCGCUGACCACAAGCUCCAUCUGUUUGAGAACCCAGGCUUCACCGGCAGAAAGAUGGAGAUAGUUGAUGACGACGUGCCCAGUUUGUGGGGGCAUGGUUUCCAAGACCGCGUAGCCAGUGUCAAGGCUCUCAACGGAACAUGGGUGGGCUACAUGUACCCAGGCUACAGGGGGCGCCAGUAUGUCUUCGAGCACGGAGACUUCAAGCACUGGAACGAUUGGGAGGCCGCCGCCCCCCAGAUCCAGUCUGUCCGGCGCGUGCGUGACAUGCAGUGGCACAAGAGGGGCUGUUUCAUCGUCCCUGCCCCAGCCCCUGCCCCAGCCCCUGCCCCUGCUCCUGCCCCUGCCCCAGCCCCCGCACCCCCGGCACCCCCUGCUGCGGCCGGCGCCAGCUGAAGAGAUCCACAAGCCCCACCAGAGCCUCUCCCAGGCCGCGCCCAGCGCCCACCCUCUCCCUAACCAUGGCAAAUGCUGCUCCUGCCUAGUGAGAAGUGCUAUGUAUGUUUCAGUGGUGAAUAAACUUGUUUGACCAGGAACUGGA